AUGACGUACAUCUUUUUCGAUUUUCCUCAUGUCCCAGAUGAGACAGAGAAUCGGCCCGAUUCUGCGAUUCUGAAUUCAGCCCAGUCGGGCGAAGCCCAGUCCAUUGGUCCUGAGCCCAACUUUUUUUUUUUUUUUCUCUUCCCCUUUCUUCUGCGCCAGUCGGGUUCUUCCCCUUUCUUCCAAAUCCAGUCUGACCAGUCGAGUCUUUCCCACUUUUCUUCUCGAGCACGCCCUAAAUCCGCCGACCAGGUCAGAUACUUUCUUCGACCUGGUUCCUUCUUCGACGAGGUACCUUCUCCGAGUCCGAGCUUCGACCAGGUGGUAGGUUUCUCCGAGCUUCGAGUCUUCGACCAGGUCUCCCUUCCCCAAUCCGCCAUUGCCGGUUGCCGCUGCCAUUUUCCCUCCGUCAUUGCGCUGCCAUUAACUACCAAUCAAGUGAAGAAGAAUGUUCCCCUACAGUGGUCUCGAGCUAAAGUCGAGUUAGGAGCUCAUCUGCUCGAGGCGGGAGGGGAGGCGGCGGUAGUUCAUUUGCUCGGUGCGCUUCCUGAUGGCGUUCUCGGCAUAGAUGCGAGUGCUGUCCAUGUUGCCCUUCUCGAUGGUCUUCUUGACCUUGAGCUUCUCCGCCUUCUACUUCUUCUCGCACUUCCUCGCCUGCCGCUACAGCGACUUGGACGUGAACUUCAGCUCCAUGAUCUAGUUCAGCAGCUUUUUCGUGUUCCCCAUCGCUGGCGAUCGAAGGGUGAGGGUCGAGGGCGAUCGAUUGGAGGACCUAAGAGGGCUUAUCGGUUUGAAUUUUCGAUUUGAUCAUCGUUGCUAAGGAAUAUCGAACUGUUUGCCGUGGAAGACCUGAUGACGAUGGCAAUGUAGGUCUCAGGGGGAAGAAUUUAUCAUGGUCCGGGUGCAUGUGAGCCCAUGUGCAUGAUCUUGGGCUUUAAAUAAAUGGCCCAUUAGUCAGUCCUUAUUAUUAUUUUUCGAUUAUUCUGCUCAAUGAAAGUAUUAUACAUAUAUAUAUAUAUAUAUAUGUGCUGUUUUUUAAUUA
Punica granatum (pomegranate) is the source of this 1039-nucleotide messenger RNA. The record is from RefSeq and is a predicted model, not a curated record. Lineage: Eukaryota; Viridiplantae; Streptophyta; Magnoliopsida; Myrtales; Lythraceae.